GCCUGCCCUGGUUCUGGCACCGACGCUCACACGGCCCGGGUCUGAGGGGCAGCUCCGGGGCACGAAGGGUGGAGAGAACCCGCCCCGGGACCUGAGUGGGGAGGGGCUGGGCUGCCUGUAAACCGCAGGUGCUGACUCAUGGCUCUGCUGGGCCGUAUAAAGGAAGCAGUCGAGGGGCUUCGUGCAGCUGGAGGGACGGGCUGGCGGGACCAUGGCCCAGGGCUCGGUGAUCCACGUGGCCCCGGAGCAGUCCACCUAUGCCGUGUGCGUGCUGGGCACCGAAACUCAGCUGGAUGUCUACAGCUCUGCCCCCACGGGCUACACAUCCUUCAGCAUCAAUGCUUCCCCAGGAGUGAUUGUGGAUGUUGGCCACAGUCGUCCAGCCAAAAAGAAUUCCACAGGUUCCUCCAAGUGGUCCCUGGACCCCAGCCUGGAGGUGAGCCUGAGGAUGAGAGCCGCCAGCAGUAGCACAGGUGAUCAAAAGGUUCAGAUUUCAUACUAUGGACCCAAGACCAACCCAGUCCAAGCCCUGCUCUAUGUCACCGGUGUUGAAAUCUCCCUGAGCGCGGACAUCGCCCGCACGGGCAAAGUGAAGCCUGCCGGAGCCAGGAAGGGCCAGAGGACCUGGACCUGGGGCCCCCACGGGCAAGGCGCCAUCCUGCUGGUGAACUGUGACAGAGACAAGCCCAAAUCUUCCACCAUGGACUGCAGGGAUGAUGAGGUGGUUGACAGCAAAGACCUGGAGGACAUGUCCCUGGUGACCCUGAGCACCAACACCCCCAGAGACUUCUUCGCCAAGCACCAGCUGCUCCUCCACGUGGCCAAAUCGGAGAUGGACAAAGUCAGGGUGUUUCACGCCAGCCGGGGCAAACAGGUCUCCAGGUACAGGGCGGUCCUAGGGCCAGAGCAGCCCUGCCACCCCCUGGAGCUCCCCGGAGGCCAGCACAGCACAGACUUCUACGUGGAGGGUCUUGCUUUCCCCGACGUCAACUUCCCGGGGCUCGUUUCCCUCACCGUCUCCCUGCUGGACACGGCCAACCCGGAGCUCCCCGAGUCCCUGCUUUUCCAAGAUAGUGUGGUCUUCCGGGUGGCCCCCUGGAUCAUGACCCCCAACACUCAGCCCCCGGAGGAGGUGUACGUGUGCAGGAUGCUGGAAAAUGUGGACUUCCUGAAAUCAGUAACUGCUCUGGCCAAGGAAGCCAAGUGCAAGCUGACCAUCCCCUCCAAGGAACAGAGCAACGAUGAUCGGUGGAUGCAGGACGAGAUAGAAAUCGGCUACAUCCAAGCCCCGCACAAGACCCUGCCCGUGGUCUUUGACUCUCCGAGGAACAGGGGCCUGAAGGACUUCCCCAUCAAGUGCUUGCUGGGUCCAGAUUUUGGCUACGUGACUCGAGGGCCCGAGACUGGAGAGGUUACUACCUUCGACUCCUUUGGAAACCUGGAAGUGAGCCCCCCGGUCACUGUCGGGAGGAAGAAGUACCCUCUGGGCAGGAUCCUCAUUGGGAGCGGCGGCUACCCCAGCAAGGAGAGCCAGGAGAUGCACCAGGCCGUGCAGGACUUCCUCAGCGCCCAGCAGGUGCAGGCGCCCGUGAAGCUCUACUCCGACUGGCUGUUUGUGGGCCACGUGGACGAGUUCCUGAGCUUCGUGCCCGCGCCCAAGAAGGGCUUCCGGCUGCUGCUGGCCAGCCCCCGGGCCUGCUACGCACUGCUGGAGGAGCAGCUCAAGGGGGGCCACGGGGAGGCUGCGCUCUUUGAAGGCAUCAAGAAAAAAAACCAGAAAAUAAAGGACAUCCUGUCAGACAAGAAACUGAGAGACCAGAACUCAUACGUGGAGAAAUGCAUCGACUGGAACCGGGAGGUGCUGAAGCGGGAGCUGGGCCUGAGUGAGCGGGACAUCGUGGACAUCCCCCAGCUCUUCAAGCUUCAGGAGGAGGACAGUGGGAUCCUCAAGGCCGAAGCCUAUUUUCCAAACAUGCACCAUCUCAAGGCCGCCUGUUGUAUUUUUACUGUCCCUGUGCCCUUCCUCCGUCUCCACCAAGGAUACUAGAGGGCCAGGCGACAACCUCACCCAGUUCUCCGGAGGCCCCUCGGCUCCCCUCUCCUGCCGGGCCUGGACGUCACAGGUCAGGGGCAGCCGGGAGCCCCUGGCACAAUGGAUGUCAAACUGGUCCCCCCCCCCCGGCUCACUGGGGUUCAAAGACGGUGCCUCAAAACCCAGUGGUUUGGAUUUUCUCUAUUUUAGGCAUCAAAGUACUGCAGGAGAUUUUGUUUAGAAGAGGGUCUGUGGUUAAAGCAAGGCAGGAGGGGGUCCCUUGAACAAAAUUCCUUGCCCCAAGCAUUCGGUUGCGUCGCGUGAGCCCAGCCAGGGUUCCCAGGCAGGAAAGGCUGACGCUGGCGGCCAGGGGAUGGGGCAUCGUGAAUGAAGGCGUGGGUGCCACUCGGUGCCUUGACUGCGGGCUCUGCAGGGGCCCUGAGCCUGGCUCAGCCCCAGGGACCCCCGGCGGGAGGUGUGAGUCUGGAUGUGGAACUGGCAGAAAGACUCAGGGAGUGAGACACUCGGCCAGCAGGGGCUGGCCUGAGUCGUGACAACGACUCCUGAGCCCGGGAGACUGACCCUGCACCUGCUCCAUGAGCGUGACAGCUUGUUGUCCCAGCAACGUAACUGCAUUUGGGCUCCUGUUGCUGGUGAGGCUCAGAGAGGCCAAGUGACUUGCCUAAGGUCACGCAGCUACUGAGUAGCCGGGCUGGGAUUCAAACCCGGGUUGGCCUGCAGCCAAAAUCCUCCUCCUUUCACCUCCCGGGAUAAGGGAGGAAACAGCUAUUUACAUAAGUGUUAGGUAAUACACGGGGAGCACUAACUGCCGGGGUUCGGGGACUCACGGGCGGCUUCACAGAGGGGGCGCCCCUGGAGCUGGGCCUUGAGUCACACAGAGUUUGCCAGAAGGUGGCAGAUGGGGAAGGAGAGUGUAGCGUUCAUAACACGGGCCCUGGAGUCUGAUAGACUUAGGUGGCCUGAGUCCGCCCACUUUACCUGUCUGGGCCUCUGUUUCCCCAUCUGUGAAGUGGGGCUGCUAUUUCUGAAGAUCAGAAGAAAAAGGGGACACACAGGUGGUGAUGCAGGCUGCUGCCCUGAGCUGGGAACACCCCCCCCACCUCC
Messenger RNA from Nyctereutes procyonoides (raccoon dog), 3157 nucleotides. RefSeq names its product peptidyl arginine deiminase 4 (gene PADI4). Lineage: Eukaryota; Metazoa; Chordata; Mammalia; Carnivora; Canidae. The transcript has 16 exons. Gene Ontology annotation, molecular function: protein-arginine deiminase activity; calcium ion binding. The coding region runs from base 212 to 2047 and encodes 611 amino acids. The record is from RefSeq and is a predicted model, not a curated record. Gene Ontology annotation, cellular component: cytoplasm.